AUGGAUUGUUACAAACCUUCAGAAGAUUUCGAAGUCAAUAACUUACAAUCUCUCGUUGACUUCGAUGUCACUGAUUCAAAGGAGCUUUGGCUUAUGCAGUGCCCUUUAAGUCAUUUUCCAGAUAUUGAAGGGAAGGAGCUUAAGGUUAAGUUAGAUAAAGAUGGAGUCUUUGGAGGUUUUGAGGAUUUAUCUGGUAAAGAGAUUGAGCUUGUUAGCUUUGCUUCUCAAGAUGCUGAUGCAACUGUGAUCUUACCUUCUCAACAAGAAUCCAAAAUAGUUGGGGAGAUUUCGCGGCGAGUUUCAUUAGUUCGUUUCCCUGAACCAAAAGAGCUGCUUGAGACAAUGAAGGUCAAAACUCAGCAGAAGCUUGUAGGUGGAGCAGUGGCGAGUUCCUCUGUUAAAAACUCUAACCCGGCUCUUAGUAGCCGUCGUAAAAGUGUACAGUCUGCUCUUCGACACUCAGUUUCCACACGCAGCAGCAGAGACAAGAGCUUGUUCUCUACCUUAACCGAGACUCCCAUGUCUUCAAAAAGAAAGCAUUCAGAGCCCUCCUCUUCAGAUAGAUCACGUAAGUCUAAGAAGCAAGUGAAGACUGUGAAGUAA
Molecule: messenger RNA, 603 nt
Organism: Eruca vesicaria subsp. sativa (arugula)
Lineage: Eukaryota; Viridiplantae; Streptophyta; Magnoliopsida; Brassicales; Brassicaceae
Source: the annotation of a GenBank genome assembly